This is a messenger RNA of Branchiostoma floridae (Florida lancelet), 1510 nucleotides long. Its product is annotated as zinc finger and BTB domain-containing protein 18.3-like. The record is from RefSeq and is a predicted model, not a curated record. Bases 140 to 1324 code for a protein of 394 amino acids. Lineage: Eukaryota; Metazoa; Chordata; Leptocardii; Amphioxiformes; Branchiostomatidae. The transcript has 6 exons. Gene Ontology annotation, cellular component: nucleus.
CGCAGGCCUUGAAGACAUGCCAUGCCUGUCAGUGGUCCAAGAGGUAAGAAAUAAGACAAGGUCAUGUAAGAUCCAGGAAGUCAUCACUUGCACAGUGUUGAGGUUUAAAACACUGAGCUAACAAACAGAAGGAGAGGAAAUGAGUGGGGCUAUGCCAUUGGAUACAUCACCAUCUAUAUCUGACCAAUCAGCACAAGUCUUCUUUGUACCAUCUACCAAUGGCGCGUCAGGAAUUGACAACUCUAGUCAGAUCCUUCAGGGAGAGAGUUUGCCAAGAAUGCCUCAACAGGGAGGCAUGUCUUCUUCAGAAAACACAGGAGGGGGAAACUCUGUCCUCCUAACUGCGUCCGAUAUCCUCCAGUCCCUUUCGAUGGUACCCAACGGCCUGGCAGAGCCAGAAUCACAGAGCCAGCAUGACAUGUCUGUCAGUAGCGUGGCUAACGCCGAUACAGCAAACCCCAGCGGCGGUCAAGAAACGGUAGAAAUCACCGCCAAAUCCAUCGUCAUCCUCACGCCAAAGGGACAGGGGCAGAUCAGUUUCAGUAACUCCCGGUUGGCCGAUUCCCAACCGGCGAAGGAACUGAUGGUACAGGGUGUACCGCUGAACAUGCAGCCCAUCGCGGCCACCUCCGUACCGUGUACCACCAUGGCAACGCUCCCGCCUGGUUCCAUCAUCGUCACGCUGCCGCACGAAAUGGAGAACCAAAAUGGCGUCUGUAGCGCAAGGAAGAUGCAAGCUGUGAAGGACAAGUCCAUUCUAGGAAGGGAGAAACAGAAAAGGAAGGAUGGAGUUGUUUGUGAUGUUUGCAGUGCAGGGUUUAGUACGAAACACAGCCUCCUUCGUCAUAAGCAACUUCACAAGGCUGACACUGAGGAGGACCACAGACCUGCAUGUGAACUGUGUGGCAAAAGGUUUCACCAGAUGUCAGAUCUGAGGAGACACGUCCAUACACAUACAGGUACGGAGCCGUACCGUUGCCAGCUGUGCGGGCGGGGUUUCCUACGCCGCAGUGAUCUCAGCACCCACCUGAGGUUCCACAACAAGGCCAAACCCUUCCAGUGUGCCUUGUGUAACAAGACUUACUACCAGUCAGGUGACUUGAAGAGGCACAUCCGCAGAUCCCACGAGCAGACUGCAGACCUGGCCUGCCCCCUGUGUGAGAAGAUGUGUGCUACAGAACGGUCUUUCCAAACACACCUCAGGGCACAGCACAACAGUACUAGUGUUCUCAUGACACAGCACACAGGACAACUCAGGUCAGCCAUGGGCAGAGGACAGACUUCUGUCACAAGUGUGCAAGAAAAGGCUGGGCAACACGUGUAGCCGGUCAGCAGUGUCCAGGGGUGUGUAAAUGGUCAGCGGUGUGUAGCUGGUCACUGGUGUCCAGGCAAGGCUGACUGGAGCCAAGUUGUGUUGUUAUGGAUAUUAAAUGCUGUAACUAAUUACUGAUAGCAAAUUAUAACUAUACCACAACAGAGAUGUAUUGAAAAUACACCAGGAGAUAUUGAA